Messenger RNA from Salvia miltiorrhiza (redroot sage), 1303 nucleotides. RefSeq names its product chlorophyllase-1-like. The coding region runs from base 219 to 1157 and encodes 312 amino acids. NCBI's taxonomy places the organism in Eukaryota, Viridiplantae, Streptophyta, Magnoliopsida, Lamiales, Lamiaceae. The record is from RefSeq and is a predicted model, not a curated record. Gene Ontology annotation, molecular function: chlorophyllase activity. The transcript is spliced from 2 exons. Gene Ontology annotation, biological process: chlorophyll catabolic process.
CAAUCGUCCGGUAGCCUUUGACCCCAUCUAUCAUUUCCCUUUAGCCUAAUUAAGUAAACUCCAUUUGAAUGCCUAACUUUGAAAUUCCAUUCAAAAGCUCCAAACUUAAUUUGUUAAAAAGCCAUUUCGCGGAGGAUUUUACGAGUCAAAAUUGCAUUCCAAUUCCACUUACUCAUGAUAUAUAUAUAUAUAUAUAGGAGCAAAUAAGUUAUGGUCUCAUGCAAAAAACAAUCAUGGAAAUGAAAAUGCAGGUUGAAAAUGAAAAAGAGAUUGGUAGUGUGUUCGAGGCCGGAAAUCUAAGCGUGAAAACUAUGAAAGUGAAGAAAUCAGAUGGUUGUCGGCCGCCGGCGGAGGUGCUGGUGGUGGCGCCGGAGGCACAAGGCAGGUACCCGCUUGUGCUCUUCUGCCAUGGUUACUGCACUCAAACUAGUUGGUAUUCUCAACUCCUCUGCCAUAUAUCUUCCCAUGGAUACAUACUUGUCGCACCUAAGUUAUACCAAUGGCUGCUGAUUUGCAAGAACGACGAGAUAAAGACGGCCGGAAACGUAGCAAACUGGGUCGCAAGAGGCGGCCUCGAGACAUGCCUACCUGAAAACGUGAAACCCGACCUCUCCAAAACCGCCGUAAUGGGCCACAGCAGAGGCGGCAGGACCGCAUUCGGCCUCGCGCUCGGCCACCGCCACCUCGCCUUCAAGGCGCUGAUCGGGCUCGACCCCGUCGAAGGCCCCGCCCCCGCGGCCUGGGUCGAGCCCCGCAUCCUCUCCUACGUCCCCAGGUCGUUUAACGCCGGGAUGCCCGUGGCCGUCGUGGGCGGCGGUUUGGGCAACCGGAGCAAGGGAGUCUUCGUCCCGCCGCUCGCCCCCGACGGAUGCAGCCACGCGGAGUUCUUCAACGAGAGCAGGCCGCCGUGCUGCUACUUCGUGGCGAAGGAUUAUGGGCACUGCGACGUGCUGGAUGAGGAGAGGGCGGGGCUGGGCGGGUUGGUGUGUCGGAGUGGGAAGGGGCCGAAGGAGAAGAUGAGGAGAGGUGUGGGAGGGGUGGUGGUGGCGUUUCUGCGUGCUUAUUUGGGGGGUGAGUGCGGGAUUCUUGAGGGCGUUGUGGCGGCGCCGGCGCUGGCUCCUGUAACUAUGGAUCCAGUUAUUUAUGUCAAGGAGUGAAGAGUUGGGAGGGAUUAGUGUUUCACUAUUUGUUGCCUUUUGUUAUUUACAAUUUCGAUUGUGUUAAGUUGUAAGGGUGUGUUAUUUUUUAUUGAUAAUUAUUUCUUAUGAAAAAAUGAGGGAUAAUAAAGGUUUCUCUUUUUAAA